UCUACGGAUUAACGGUGCGGGAGAAGCGACCGUUGCGGAGGAUUGCGGAUCAGCGGGACUCUACCGUUCAGAUUUCAGUGUAAAUCACCGGAACACAGCUUUUUCUGGGACGUUGGUCUUUAUGUAAAUGUAUUAAAUUCUAUCGUAUUCUAUUAUUUUCUUUUCUAUUCAAUCAAGCUCCUCCAGACUGCAGAGGAGACGCACAGAGUCGAGUAAACAGAGGGUAGGCGACGUAAGCAGAGACUCAGAGAGAGAGAGAGAGAGAGAGAGAGAGAGAAGCUCGCCACUGUGAAGUUGAAAUCCAAAAAAAUCCGUCAUUGCAAAGGUGUAACGCGUCCAACAAAGCAGGAAAGCUACUAUUGUGGAUUUUUAGGAAUGUUUGACAAACUCUGCCUAACCCGCCUAAAUGUUUCACUGGAAUAAUUAGACUUUAGUGCCCAUUUGCCUGGGAUAUUUUUUUUUUCCUUGUAGUGGAAUUCUUCCAAUUGCACCUGCACGAGGACAGCGACCGGUGGGAAAGGAGGAGGAAGGGAGAGGAGGCACUGCCGAGAAGAAGAGGAGAACAAAGAUUAAAAAAAGAAGAGGCGGUUGAAGGGGAGGGGGGAUCAUUUCAGUUUCUUUCGGAUAGGAUUCUUCCCUCACCCCGCGGAUGGAGGGAUGAAACCGGGAGAAAAAGACGGGGAGAGAGAGAAAGAGAGAGGAGGGAGAAGAGGAGGAUGUAGUCGUCAGGCGAUGUGAGAAUACAAAACGGACGCACCCCUCUGGAAGACAGGAUUGAACUAUAAACCUAUACGGAAUUUACCGCCAGCCAAAGGAUAUUACACACUCAUCUCGAUAUAUACACAUAUGGGGCAUAUUCUCUUAUCUGGAACCUAUCUGUGUGGAGUUACAACAAGAAUCACCGCAACCGUUCAAAUAAUGGGAUUUGAAAAGAUAAUUGCGCCCUGACACCCAGUGAACGAAGGACAUCCGUAAAGAGGUUUGUGACGGGGGUCAAUUUCUGCAUGAAAUCAGACAUGCUUCACACUAUCCACCACCCCUUCCUGCAUUGUCACUGAAGGUUGGCACCGGACGUACAGUACAUCCUGAGGGAGUGAAACCAGAAAGAAGAUUUUGGACCUUUACCCUCAUCCAUGAUGUUAUAGCCGUGAUAACAUGUGAAUCCUGAAGCAGAGUUUUAUCCUCUUUUACAUCUCUGAAGGUGUCGUGUCCAGGUGGGGUGGUAACCAUGGAGAGGCUGUGGCUGUGUGUGAUGCUGGCAGUCGCCAUGGCAGUGCGGGCACAGAUCUGCCCGAAGCGCUGCGUAUGUCAGAUCCUGUCACCCAACCUGGCGACCCUCUGCGCCAAGAAAGGUCUACUGUUUGUACCGCCGAACAUUGAUAGGCAUACAGUGGAGCUACGGCUGGCUGACAACUUUGUCACAAGUGUGAAGAGGAAAGAUUUUGCAAAUAUGACACGGCUGGUGGACCUAACAUUAUCCAGAAACACCAUCUCCUACAUCACACCUCAUGCCUUUGCUGAUUUGGAAAACCUUAGAGCUCUACACCUCAACAGUAACCGGCUGACGAGGAUAGGAAAUGACACAUUUUGCGGGAUGUCGAAGCUUCACCACCUGAUUUUGAACAACAAUCAGCUGAUGCUGAUCCACCAGGGAGCAUUCAACGACCUGCUGGCACUGGAAGAACUGGACCUCAGUUACAAUAACCUGGACACUAUUCCUUGGGAGGCCAUCCAGAAAAUGAUUAGCCUCCAUACAUUGAGUUUAGACCACAAUAUGCUGGACUUCAUUCCAGAGGGAACAUUUUCUCUGCUGCAGAAACUCAACCGGCUGGACGUCACCUCUAAUAAACUCCUAAAGCUGCCGCCAGAUCCACUUUUUCAACGAGCACAGGUCCUGGCGACAUCAGGGAUCAUGACCUCCACGUCUUUUGCAUUAUCAUUCGGUGGAAACCCUCUCCACUGCAACUGUGAGUUACUGUGGCUGCGAAGGCUAAACAGAGAGGACGACCUGGAGACAUGCGCUUCACCCCAACACCUCUCUGGUCGAUACUUCUGGUCCAUCCCUGAGGAAGAGUUUCUCUGCGAACCUCCACUCAUCACCAGAUACUCCCAUGAGAUGCGGGUGCUUGAGGGGCAGAGAGUUAUACUCAGGUGUAAGGCAAGAGGUGACCCAGAGCCAGCAAUCCACUGGAUCUCUCCCGAGGGCAAACUGGUGUCUAACUCCUCCAGAACGUUGGUCUACAACAACGGGACCCUGGACAUCCUCAUCAGUACGGUGAAAGACACUGGCUCCUUCAGCUGCAUCUCCUCCAACCCUGCCGGUGAAGCCCACCAAACAAUAGACCUGGUUAUUAUAAAACUCCCCCACAUCUCCAACAACACCAACAACAUCCAGGAGCCCGACCCGGGAUCGUCAGACAUUUCCACGUCAACCCGAGGCGGAGCCAACGGGAGCAACGUGACGGGUGACGUUAAGGGUGGGGUGGAUAAGAGGGUUGUAACGGCCGAGGCCACGUCAUCAACAGCGCUGAUCAAGUUCAACUUCCAGAGGAACAUUCCAGGCAUAAGGAUGUUCCAGAUACAAUACAAUGGGAGCCAAGAUGACUCACUGGUUUACAGAAUGAUCCCCCCAUCAAGCAAAAACUUCCUGGUCAACAACCUGGCAGCAGGGACCCAGUACGACCUCUGCGUGCUGGCCAUUUACGAUGAUGUCAUCACCUCUCUGACAGCAACACGUGUGGUCGGCUGUGUGCAGUUCCACACCGAGUCUGAGUACAUGCGGUGUCAUUUUAUGCAGUCUCAGUUCCUCGGCGGGACUAUGAUUAUCAUCAUCGGAGGGAUAAUAGUGGCUUCAGUGCUCGUUUUCAUCAUCAUCCUGAUGAUACGGUACAAGGUGUGUAACCCUGGUGAGGGUGGUAAAGGUGUUUCAUUGUCGAUGACCAACGUUCACUCACAGACCAAUGGGCAACAGUCGCAGGGAUGCACUGUGACUCCAAGCUCCUCUAAACACGGCUCAAUCGGAUUAGACGACCUCUCAGGAGGCACAAAGAAAAGGAGUGGAGCAGGAGGAGGAAGAGGAGGGGGUAAGGAUACGAUGACUCAGUCGUCCGACUCAUCCCUGCCUGAUUGCUCCACGACUACGUCAAUUCUCAGCCAGCCUUGGGCAGCCAAAAGCCCAACAGCUGGAGCCGAGGAAUGGGAGAAAGCGGGUGAAGAGAGAGCUCAAGCUGACAACUUGUCGCCCACCGGCACCGGCGGUUCACUAAGCAAGCCAAAGCGGAAGCCCACUCCAAGUAAGCCAGGCUCGGCUUGCUCCAACACCUCGGCUACACCAGAAAACCUCCCCUCCCCUCGUCCUCCUUCCUCCUCCUUCUCUACCGCCUCCCCUGCUCUCCCCCCUUCCUCCACUCUGGAGAAUCUGAACACUAACCGCAACAACUCCACCUCUCUUAACCAAACCCCACCUCCCUUUGUCCCUUCCUUUUUCUCCAGCCCUCUCGCCACCCCAAGCCCCGUCCCCGCCAUCCGUUUUAGAGAGACACCCAUCCUGCGCAGGGCUCCUCGCGCAGGUACCUCAUCCUCCGCCAAGUACCAGACUCUCCCUGUGGAGGAGGCAGGGAGGAGCAGGGGGAGGAGGAGGUACUCGCUUAGUGAAGGUGGCUCAAAGACUCACUCGUCACAUCAGGGAGCAGGAGGAGCCCCCAAAAUAGGGCGCAUUAUGCGGGACAAAAGGAGCCAAUCAAUGAGCGGGAUCCUACUCCCAAAAGACGGGGAUGGCGACUCAGACAAGGGCCGGUGCGAGUCGGACUGGAUCUUAGAAAGCACAGUUUGAACUGGAAUGAGACAGCAACCAUAAAACAAACUUUGGUUUAUCCAUUUUUGUUUAUGUAAUGCAUAAGUGUGUGUGUGUGUGUGUGUCUUAUUUUGAAUGUGUCUAGAAUGGUGUAUGAGUGAAAACUAAUGUGUGUUUGUGACAUAUGAAACAGUGUGUAUUGCGAAUUAGGAUGUGCGUUUUUUGGUGUGUACUGUAUGUGUGUGUCUUCACGUUUGAACCUUUCUUUAUAAAUGUGUGAGAGGGUGAUUUUGUGUUUUGGGUGAAAGCGUGAACAUAACUUCAAUUUUUCAGCCUGUUUUUUUUGUCAUAAUUUUUGUCCACAAUUCUUUGUAUUCAGUUUACAGUUUAUUUCACGUUGAAUGUUUUCUAUCUCUUUUUUCAGUCUGUCAUUCAGCGAGUAUCUCGCCUUGUCUCGUAGCGUCCUCAAGUUGUCUCGGUUUCACUUUAUAGCACAAAAUAAAACAAGACAAUGGGCUUGCCACGUUAUUUUCGGAUUCACACUCACUUGAUCUGAAAAUACCACGAAACCGGAACUAUUACAGGUAAAAAG
Messenger RNA from Etheostoma cragini (Arkansas darter), 4385 nucleotides. It is a transcript of the gene lrfn5a, whose product is annotated as leucine rich repeat and fibronectin type III domain containing 5a. The transcript has 11 exons. The record is from RefSeq and is a predicted model, not a curated record. Gene Ontology annotation, molecular function: protein binding. The coding region runs from base 1229 to 3832 and encodes 867 amino acids. NCBI's taxonomy places the organism in Eukaryota, Metazoa, Chordata, Actinopteri, Perciformes, Percidae.